AUGUGCUGCGGAUUGCUCUUCACGGAGCUGGCGUUCCUGGUGCUGUAUGUGCUAACUGCUCCAGCUCUCACUUUCUCCUCUGGUCCGGACCUCCUGCUGCACCUCUAUCUCAUCUACACGGGUUACACCGCUCUGGGACUGCUACUCUCUUCCCUCUCUCCUUUUCUUAGAGAGGUGAUACAAGUGUCAGUAUGCGGUGUAGUUCUGAUCUCGUACCCUCUGGCGUUUAUCCCAGCUCCGAUCCUAUCCUGUGUUAGCUACAUCCUCCUCUCAGUUCCUCCUCUUCUUUCUCUCGUCGAGGGAUACCAGAUAUAUCUACUCGUCACAAAGUUUUCUAGGGUUUUAACAGAACGUAUCGAGGAGAGUGAGGGUUUGAUUAAAGGCGCUAUCAUAGCUGUAUCUACUCUUAGCCUGGCCCUGUCCGCAUAUCUGAACGUUUUCUACAUUGAUCUGUCUCCAACAAUUAAGGUCGCUCUUUUCUUUACGGCGUGUUUGAUCCUCAUUGUAAACAUAGCGGUGGAAGAAGGUAUUAUAUCGGACGCCUGCCUGCUCAUCCUUGCUAGCUACAUGAUCCUGACCAUCACUCUAUCCGACAUGACCCCCGCCCCCUCUCUACCUCCCCCCAACACUGCUCCACAAGCCCAGACCAUGUUGGGAGCUAUCAUCCGGAUACCACAGUUAAUCUCUUUCGGAGUAUCCUACAUCAUCCCCUACGCUAAACAGCUCCUUGCACCCCUGCCCCUCUCCAUGCUGGCUAUCAGGGCUAUCUCCGUGGCGACCUUCUCAGACGGGAUGUUGGAGGAGGACAGCUGGGUGCGAGGUUUGGGCAAGUACCUGGUAGUGACCCUGUACACAGCGUACGUGUUAACUGCGUCCCAGCAGAGUGAGAGUUUGGUAAUGUUUGGGGUGGUGUGCAGGGCGUGUGAAGCGGUUAUCCUGUUUGGGACGUAUGGGAGGUAUUUGUUCGGGUACUGUGAUAUGGACGAGUCCUUCUCGUAUUGAACAGUUAGAGAGUUUAGAGGUUAAGUAUUUUUGUGGUAUUAUUUCGGAGUCAGGAGGUUUACCGAGACACAUAUUUAGAUUCGAAUUUUUUUGUCGACUGCUGACUGAACGACAAUGGCAUACAUUCUUAGUUUUAUUCUUACUUACACUGUUAAACGUUCUUUAUCUUUAUUUUAAACGGUAUAUUAAUAUAAUCUUGUAAAAUAUCUCGGAUUGUUUUAAUUUUUUUAACGUAAAUAUUAAAUUAAUAUUUGAUAAUUUAUUAAUGUUUAUUAAUUUUAUAUGUUUUUAUUCCUAAAAUACUGUCAAUGCAGGGAUUAAUAAAUAGUCAAUAAAUCAGUGGUUAUUCUUCAUGUCUCAUUAUUCUUGUGUUACAUUAUCCAAAACACAACUUAAAAUGGGCGUGCAAUAGAAUGGAAGAUGAGAUCUGAGAAUGGACGAUAAGAUGGAAGAGAGUAGAAGGCGAACUAAUCUAGGAUGCCCCAAGUGCUCCUUUUCUACAAGUUUAGUUCACGAGUUGAAACAACAUCUUAAAACCCAUGCUGAUACUUUAGUGCAACUUUACGAGUUGAUUGAGUUAAGUGAGCUGACUAGGGAUAUAAAUGAUAUUAUUUGACCUGUGCCAUGCAGUGUAUUCUUUUUUUUGACUGAGAGUCAUGAACGAUAGAAUUUUUAAACUUUUGAAAGAUUUUAAUAAAGUUUCUUUUUAGGAAAUUA
Molecule: messenger RNA, 1719 nt
Organism: Bolinopsis microptera
Lineage: Eukaryota; Metazoa; Ctenophora; Tentaculata; Lobata; Bolinopsidae
Exons: 4
Coding region: 1-1002 (333 amino acids)
Source: RefSeq, a predicted model, not a curated record